AAAAGCUCCCCGGGUCGAUCCGGAGAUAGGGUUUCUCCUCGCCGCUUCCACCUCUCUCGCGCCGCCGCCGCCGCCGAGCGCCUGGAGCAGCGUCAGCCAUGGCCGUAGGUAAGAACAAGCGCAUCUCCAAGGGGAAGAAGGGAUCCAAGAAGAAGACCGUCGAUCCCUUUGCUAAGAAGGACUGGUAUGAUAUCAAGGCCCCGUCGGUGUUCAAUGUGCGGAACAUCGGCAAGACCCUCGUGUCCAGGACACAGGGUACAAAGAUUGCUUCUGAGGGCCUAAAGCAUAGAGUGUUUGAGGUCUCCUUAGCUGAUCUCCAGAACGAUGAGGAUCAGGCGUACAGGAAGAUCAGACUUCGUGCUGAGGAUGUGCAAGGGAAGAACGUGCUCACCAACUUUUGGGGCAUGUCGUUUACUACCGAUAAGCUCAGAUCACUUGUUAAGAAGUGGCAGACACUGAUUGAGGCUCAUGUGGAUGUCAAAACCACAGACGGCUACAUGCUGCGUCUGUUCUGUAUCGGCUUCACCAAGCGGCGGCCUAACCAGGUGAAGAGGACUUGCUAUGCUCAAGCGAGUCAGAUCAGACAGAUUCGUCGCAAGAUGGUUGAAAUCAUGGCCAACCAGGCUUCAAGCUGUGAUUUGAAAGAGCUAGUUUCAAAGUUCAUUCCUGAAGUUAUUGGGAAGGAAAUUGAGAAGGCGACAUCCAGUAUUUUCCCCCUUCAGAAUGUGUUUGUCCGCAAAGUGAAGAUUCUAAAGGCCCCGAAAUUUGACCUGGGGAAGCUCAUGGAGGUGCAUGGUGACUAUGCCAAGGAGGACAUCGGUACGAAGCUUGAUAGGCCUGCAGAAGAUGAGGCCAUGGCCGGGCAGGAGGUCGCUGCUGCCGAGUAGAGAUUAUCACUUAUUUUGCUGCCCGUUUAUUUAGACAACAAGUAAACAGCUAUCUAGUUGUGGAUCGUGAACAUCCUAGCCUGUGUCAAUGGCAGAUAUUCUGAAUAGUUUGUUGGGAUUACUUGCCAGCUGCAUAUUUGCUUUCUGAUGAGAAAUGAAUGUUUUUGAGUCUAUGCGUUUGCUUUGUUUGGUCUUGAUGAUGAAGUUAAGAAUUUUGAAGUAAUUGUUUGGUC
Molecule: messenger RNA, 1120 nt
Organism: Oryza sativa Japonica Group (Japanese rice)
Lineage: Eukaryota; Viridiplantae; Streptophyta; Magnoliopsida; Poales; Poaceae
Source: RefSeq, a predicted model, not a curated record